AUGGCACCGAUCGAAGCAGAAACAGGAGCUCGCCCUAGAGACCCGCUCUCUCUACCUUUACCCGAAAAAGACCUGGAGAUCGGUCAGCAACAAAAGGCGCUGGAAAUGGUCCGCCAAGCCCGGCAAGCUCAGGAACUGGCCCGCAACAACGGACUCGGGGCGCAAAUAGAGCAACAGAGGCAGGCUAACAAGAAACGGCGACCGGUCGACUUUACGGUGGGAGAUGCGGUUUACGUUAGCAAAAAGGGGUUUUCCACAGAAGCUCCUACGACCAAGUUGGACUCGCAAAAUGCAGGACCAUGGACGAUUCUCGAGGAAAAGGGUCACAGCUUCAUUCUCGACACCCCUGCCUGGUAUAAAGGUAGUAAGCUGUUCCACGCCAGCCGACUGCGCAAGGCAGCAACGGAUCCAUUACCUCAGCAGUAUCAAAAGCUGGAACCACCGGUCGAAAUUAACGGAGAACCGGAGUGGGAGGUGGAGCAAGUGUUGGCCUCACGUCUAUUCGGACGAAAGAAGACGUUGCAAUAUCAGGUAUCGUGGGUCGGACUCGACCCUGAUGAGACAUGGUAUGAGGCCCGCGACUUGAAAAACUCACCAGUACUGCUGGAUACCUUUCACAGGGAGUACCCCGACGCAGCAGGACCUCCGGUAAAUUUGCAACAGUGGAUCAGGAGCGCAGCAGAGGAUGUUUUUGCGGAGGACGGACCCGAGGACAAUGUUGCCGAGCACGAUGCGAAAAAGACACGAGAGCGGAGGAAGGCCCCGAGGAGACACACGUGA
Molecule: messenger RNA, 780 nt
Organism: Pyricularia grisea
Lineage: Eukaryota; Fungi; Ascomycota; Sordariomycetes; Magnaporthales; Pyriculariaceae
Exons: 1
Coding region: 1-780 (259 amino acids)
Source: RefSeq, a predicted model, not a curated record